Molecule: messenger RNA, 1065 nt
Organism: Saccostrea cuccullata (small rock oyster)
Lineage: Eukaryota; Metazoa; Mollusca; Bivalvia; Ostreida; Ostreidae
Product: meiotic recombination protein REC8 homolog
Exons: 5
Coding region: 1-714 (237 amino acids)
Source: RefSeq, a predicted model, not a curated record
AUGAAUCUACCCGUAGUAAAAGAUCUAGACGAGUCUCUCCUGCCAGAACCAGAAGAGGAAAGACGAGCUGUUCAGCCUGAGAUUUCAGACGUACAGAUGUCAGAAAUACAGCUCCCACAACCAGAAAUCCCCAUACAGCUAGACAGAGCCUCUCCUGAAAAAGUCAGGGCGGAUAUUAGUAUGGGAAAUGAAAUGCCAUCUAUGGAGAUCCCCCGCGACGCCUCGAUAUCACUGGAGAGGAGUCUUCAGGACACCACCCCUAUCCAGCUCCACCUGUCUGCCAGAAGUAAAGAUGACUCCCUGUCUGAUAGGUCUACUGCCAGUCGAAAAAAGCGGAGUCGAUCUCGGGGAUCUAUUGAGGAGGAGCUUCUGGUCCCCCCCUCAGAACACUCCGUGUCUGACACGUUCUCCAGGAUCAGUCGAAAUCUGUCGGUGGUGCAGGAGGAGUCCGAGAUACCUAUGGUGGACACACCUUUACCUGUCAUCUCCAAACUCUCACAAGUAGAAAGUAGAGUUCUCAGGUUAAUCAACUCAAACACAAGUGAGAAGGACUACACAACAUUUGAGGAAGUUUGCCCACCACACUUUUAUGACAGAAGACUGGCAGCCUCCAUGUUCAACGCCUUGCUUCACUUAUGUGCCAAAGGGAAUGUAUAUGUUGACCAGAGGGAACCUUACGGAGAGAUGCUUAUCCAGAGGGGACACAAUUUCUAAAGAUCAGGCAGAAAGACCAGUCUGUGGGCAUCCAUUAUUUGUGAUUUAAAUGAGUUGUACAAAUGAUAACUGAUAGGGUUUGUUGCAUGCUAUGGUUUAAAGCUAUUUUUACACUUGUUUCUUGUUUAAGGCAUGACAUAUCAUGAGACAAAAUAUAAUAAUGAAUGAAAUCAUGUACAAAUACUUGGUUUUUGUGUUAUCUAUGUUUUAAGAAAGGUAAUUAGGACCGUUGUUGAUUGUUAAUGUUCUUUAUUCUUCAUUGUUAUGAUGUGCUUGUCACAUUAUUCUGUUGCUUGUAUAUUAACAAGGAGAAAAUAAUUUGUUUGCACAAUAUGUUCAAUCUCAUGGGAU